Molecule: messenger RNA, 867 nt
Organism: Aureobasidium musti
Lineage: Eukaryota; Fungi; Ascomycota; Dothideomycetes; Dothideales; Saccotheciaceae
Source: the annotation of a GenBank genome assembly
AUGGACGACCAGCAGCGCCAAGCUCUGAAGGACGAGCUGUCCAAAAGAGACGACCCUCAUGUAAUGAUCGUCAGAUAUGAUGACAAGCUUGAGAGAAUCGGAACCUCGGCUGAGAACGUUACCUUCCACUCGAAUCCGAUCCAAGCCGUUAAGGCACUCUACCUCCUUCUACUCACAGGACCUGCAAGACGAUCACACCACUAUACCUUCUUGAAGAAUGGUCAGUAUCUCAUCAAAUGGCUCAACGCGCACUCAAACUCUCAGGCACCUCCAACUCCAAACGACUUGGUCGAUGAGAUCAUGUCAGAUCUGACUGAGAAUCUUACGGUCUAUCACAAGAUCACGUACCUCACUAUCAUUCCCUAUCUCGAGUAUCAUACCAGAGAUCACGGCACACUUGCCUGGAGGAUUGAGGCGAUCACCGAUUUACCUCUAGAGCACGCCUACGACCUCGACAAUGAGCAAUCGUGCAUCAACACAGGUCCUGAUUCACAGCUGCUGGAGGGAGAGAUGCCCAGUACUGGCCCUCUGAUCGAUAUCGACGCCGUGGUCAUGUUUGACCAUGAUGCCCCACCUGUCUGGGUCCCACCUGAUGAGUUCUCCUUCCUCGACGACGAAGUCCAAGCUCAGCUCUUGCCAUUUGAGACUGAGCCCUACACCCCUCUCUUCUCCGAACCAACUCCAGGCCCUGUAACACUUCCACAAGCUAACAAUGCACCUCCACGUGAAGUCCGCCAUCGUGGCUUGAGUCUUGAUGCUCGUAGAGUCUUUGCUUGUACCUUCCCUGAAUGUUCUUCGCGCUUCACCAGGCCUUCUGACCUCCGUCGUCACUGGAUUAACGUGCACCGUGGUCAUACCCAACAGUAA